Molecule: messenger RNA, 919 nt
Organism: Leguminivora glycinivorella
Lineage: Eukaryota; Metazoa; Arthropoda; Insecta; Lepidoptera; Tortricidae
Product: MRN complex-interacting protein
Exons: 2
Coding region: 85-846 (253 amino acids)
Biological process (GO): mitotic G2 DNA damage checkpoint signaling
Cellular component (GO): nucleus
Molecular function (GO): chromatin binding
Source: RefSeq, a predicted model, not a curated record
UCGAUGAUUUUACCGGUCGAAAGUGGAGUAUAUCUUUGUUUUGUAUUUUGUACAUAAAUAACAAACACACUUUUUAAACUAAAUAUGCCUCAAACUUUUCAAGUGCUGCGGUGUUACAAAUGCGAGGUGUUCCAAGUACAUCCAACUAAGAAAGCUAACAAAUGGAAGUGUAAACUAUGUAAUGAGAAACAAUCUACUAAACGGUUUUAUGGUUUGGGCACAGGCAAAGAGUGCCGGUUACAUGUCCAGAAACUCAAUGGGAUCAGAGGUGACAUUGAUGCGCGUAGUUACGAGUAUGAAUCUGAUGCCAGUAGCCCCAGUCAUAUAACAGAAGGCCCAGAAUCUGAACCAAAUGAAAUUACACAUUGUUCAGUUGCCAAGAAAAGUAAAUGGCUGGAUUAUGUAGACAAUCAGGAAAACUCAUUUACUGACGAAAAUGAAAUAACGAUGUUAAACAAUACUGAAGUUGUAUUGGAAUUACCAAAAAAGCUUCCAAGGAAAUCCUAUAAAAUGACUAGAGUGCAGAGUAAGUUUGAAACUGAAACUUUAAAACCUUCAACAUUAUCAAAUGAUUAUAAAAUGAGUAAUGAGAUAACAUCCGAGGAUAAAGCCAAAUCAUUUAUUAAUACUGACACGGCUGAUACAUUCCAUGGUGUACCAAAACCUCCAAAAAUUACUAAUUCCAAAUGGGCAAAAUUUGUAGAAUACCCACUAACCCAAAAUUCAGAGGAUGAACAUAAAGAGAUUCCAAUUACAGAUAACAAUAGCCUACUUUCUGUCAAGUCUCUCAACUCUAUGUUUCCAUUACUGGAAGAUGAGGAACUUGAUUCGGUACUGGAUCUGUAGUACAACAUACUUUAAUAUCUUGUAAGAACAGUUUUGCAUUUUGAUACAGGAUCAAUAAAGAAACAUAGUGUAA